This is a messenger RNA of Aureobasidium namibiae CBS 147.97, 1326 nucleotides long. RefSeq lists its product as uncharacterized. Bases 1 to 1326 code for a protein of 441 amino acids. The transcript has a single exon. Lineage: Eukaryota; Fungi; Ascomycota; Dothideomycetes; Dothideales; Saccotheciaceae. The record is from RefSeq and is a predicted model, not a curated record.
AUGUCUAGUCUGGCGAAACCGACCACGGGUAUUCGAACGAGAGCAAAGGAAGAGAAGGCCGCUAUGCCACCUCCUUCAGCUCCCCAGUCCAUCCGCAGCCGUCCAAUAUCCCAAGCACCUACAUCUACCACUGCUACUUCGACGAGGUCGGGAUUGGUCGCUCCCUCACGAACGCUGUCAACUCGAGUACCUGCCUCUUCAGUAGGCACCGUUGCGAAACCGCGUGUACCGUCGCAUUCUCGCACAGCCAGCACCUCGACUCUCGCAGCCUCGAGCACUACAGACUCGGCCUUGAAGCGGUCUGCCACGCUUUCUUCGACGGCGAGACAUUUUCGAUCGCAAAGCUCGACCACCACAGCUUCGACCUCUAGGCUCGCUACUCCUUCCGACCCAUCGACCCCGAUCUCUGUCAGGAGCAGUGCAGACCCCGUCAAGCCUCUGGUCAGACGUCUUGUUCGACCAGCUCCUACCUCAAGCGUACCCAACCUCGAACCCUCCACCUCAAGACCGGCGUUCAACACGCUCCAACAACACUACAGUCCUGCCAAAACUACCUUGCCCAAACCGCCAGUUCCAUCGUCUCGAGCCGCUCCAUCAGCUGAAGUGAAAGCUGUCCAAUCCGGCGCCGUCUUCGAAACCACAAAACUGCAAUCCGAACUUCUAUAUCUCUCCAUCCUCCACGAAGCAGCCGAGCCAAACCUUCGCAGCUACGAGAAGAGCGCCAAAAGAGCACUACAGACAGAAUUCGAAGCGGCUCAGGAAGAGGUGGGACAGAUACGAGAGCAAGAGCGCAUAUUCCAAGAGCAAGGAAAUCUGGUUGCUAUAGCAGAAUGGCUGGGUGUCCAAGGAGCACAAGUACACCCCGAAGCUGCGGAAAUGAUACAGAGCCUAAGCGGCUGCUUCAACGAGCUCAUGAUGCUCUCAGCUCCCGAAAGCAAAUAUACGGCCUUGGUGCACGAUUUCUCGGAAUGGGCAGCUGAGGCGACUGAGCAGGACAGGGCACAUAUCUUCUCAGGGCCUCUGCCUCAGGAUUGGCAUCACACACAUGCUUCGAUUACACAGCGUUUACGGUUGGUGGAGCGAGAAGUUGAAAUGCUGCCAUCAGCACCCUCGAGCACAAAUGAAGAGGCUCCAGAGUCAUCCUUGGCUAUUAUGCUCAAGUGUCUGAACGACUUGGUCUUGGGUAUGAAGGAAGAGUUGGAAGCAAUGAUACGGCUUGAGCGUCAAGUAGUGAGUACGGAGAAGCAACGAGUGAGCAAUGCUGUAGCUGGAUUGUCCAUGGAUACGCUGCUGCAGAGUUCUGAAGAGUGGACAGCUGCUUGGUAG